Messenger RNA from Prunus armeniaca (apricot), 1362 nucleotides. NCBI's taxonomy places the organism in Eukaryota, Viridiplantae, Streptophyta, Magnoliopsida, Rosales, Rosaceae. The record is from the annotation of a GenBank genome assembly.
AUGGGUGCAGAAAAGGCGAAGAUCAUCAGCGAUUCGAACCUAGUACUAAGUCAAUUGCGAGGAAGCUUUGCUGUGAAGGAAGCAACCCUGGCACCAUAUCGGACAGCUGCUGAAAGGCUCAUUAAUUCUUUCAAGCAAAUUGUGAUGGAACACAUUCCAAGAGUCACCAAUAGGUACGCUGAUGCGUUGGCCACAUUGGGAUCAAAGCUCUCAUUUGUGCAAGAGCAGCCCAACAUCACCGUGAUAAGGAGAGGCACACCAGUGAUCGAAGCAAUGGCCCAGGAGGACCUGCUGGAAGACGAUGAUUGGAGAAAGCCACUGAAGAAAAAAUUAGGUGAGGGGAGCAGCAUUAAAGAUUUGAAGGAUUAUGUGAUAAUCUGUGAGGAACUCUACAGACGUCUUCCGGGAGGUGUUCUGACCCGGUGUGUCGGGGUGGCAGAAGCAAGAAGAAGGUUGCAAGAGGUACGCGAUGCCACUUGCAGCUUGGAACCAGUGAUCAGCCUGGACCGGCGCUUGCAACGCAAAGGUUAUUAUUGGCCAGAGAUGAAGAGGCAAGCAGCUGAACUACAAUCCAAUUGUCCCACAUGUUCUACGAUACUCUCCACAGAGGAGUCGUUCACUAUUUCAUUCGCAGAAGAUUGGAGAGCUCCAUACUUGGCAUUCUUUGUUGGAGGAACUUUGCCAACCAACUCCAAGCUUGCCUACAAGCUCAAAAAGACCAUAAAGAGGUUCGGAAUCCCAUACAAGAUGGUCACCGACAAUGGCACGCCUUUUGUUAACAAGCAAGUGAGUUCAACCCUUAGUGGGUACAGUAUCAAGCAUCGUUGCUCUAUGCCUUAUUACCCGCAAGGAAACGGUCAAGCAGAGGCUACCAAUAAGACGAUAUUAAGGAUUCUAAGCAAGAUGGUAUAUGAGUAUCAAGGAGGCUGGAGUGUUCACCUGCCGGAUGCUUUGUGGGUUUACCGCACCUCACCAAGGAGCGCUACAGCCAGAGUAUCAGCUGUUAAUCACCUGGAAUGGGAUACAAAGUCAUGCUCGGAUUGGCGCUUGCUGGACCUCGAAGUUUUGGAUGAAAAAAGAGCAGAAGCCGAAAGGAGGACAUCGUUGUACCACAAAACUGUAGCCCAAGCUUACAACAGGACAGUCAAACCUCGAUCCUUCAAGCAAGGAGACCUCGUGCUAAAAGUCGUGGAGCAUGUAAGAAGACAAGUGUCGAGACCUUCCAAGUUUGACCCACAAUGGGAAGGCCCAUUCACAGUCAAAGAGGCUUACAGCAACGGCUAUUAUCGCUUGGUCUCUGUCAAAGAAGGCACGCUGACGGAUCCCAUCAACGGGAAGUGCCUCAAGCCUUACUACUGCUAA